AUGACCCCAGCCCCGCCACCCCACCUCCGCCCCUUCGCGGCGGCGCAGCGCCCCUCCUCGGUCGCCUUCAUCGGCCUGAACGCUCUCCGCGCGCUGAGCAUAAUCGCCAUGCUGCUCGUCUUCAUCAGCAACGUCGUCACGAUCGUUGACGACGUCAAUGCCAUGAAGGCCGCCAAGCACACAAACGAGGUCACCUCUACCGUGUCGACCACGAGCAGCACGAUGCACUCGCGCGCGGCGGUGUUCAACUCGACCGUCGCGACUUCGUUGAACAAUACCUGGACAUGCAACUACAUGCAGCACUCGACCAUCCCGUCGCAGACCGGUGGCCCCUUCUGGUCCAUCCUCAACCGCGUCUUUAUCCUCUGCGAAACCCUGGUCCUCCUGCUGUCUGAGGUCGGCUUUCCCAAGACCCUCUUCGACAUCUACAUCCCCAUGCUGAGCAAGUCGUACGGCCUUGGGUGUCUCGGCGUGCUCCAGGCUUUCCUCGCCGCGUCAGUCCUCUCACACUACGCCAAUCUCUUCCCCCAGGUCGCCAGCUGGAUGCUCUUCAUCAUGGGCUGCCUUAACAUCCUCGUUGGCAUCUUCCUCCGUGAGAAGGCGCGUGCGCAGCGUUCGCUCUUCAAGUGGGAGAACUAUGCCAACCUUACACCCCAGACCAAGGUCGCUGCCGGCGCGUGGGACGUGUACAACGGCAUGAAGGAGCCCUCCCCGACGCCGAGUCAUGCCGAGAAGGCCGGCGACGCGGGCGAGGAGCCAUACGUCCCCGGCUCGCGGUUCGGCGGGUUCGCCUUUGGUGCCCAGAAGGCCUGGCGUAACAGCUUGAAGACGCUCAAGAUUAGUCGUCCCCUCGAGACGCUUCCAAAGCACCACUUGUAA
This is a messenger RNA of Vanrija pseudolonga, 879 nucleotides long. RefSeq lists its product as uncharacterized. The coding region runs from base 1 to 879 and encodes 292 amino acids. The record is from RefSeq and is a predicted model, not a curated record. The transcript has 7 exons. Lineage: Eukaryota; Fungi; Basidiomycota; Tremellomycetes; Trichosporonales; Trichosporonaceae.